GUUGGGAAUGAGUAUGUCACCAAGGGUCAAACUGUGCAGCAGGUGCACAAUUCAGUAGGUGCUCUGGCAAAGGCUGUCUAUGAGAGAAUGUUCUUGUGGAUGGUUGUUCGUAUCAAUCAACAGCUGGAUACGAAGCAGCCCAGACAGUACUUCAUUGGUGUCCUUGACAUUGCUGGCUUCGAGAUCUUUGAUUUCAACAGCCUGGAGCAGCUGUGCAUCAACUUCACCAAUGAGAAACUGCAACAGUUCUUCAACCACCACAUGUUCGUGCUGGAGCAGGAGGAGUACAAGAAGGAAGGAAUUGAAUGGACAUUCAUUGACUUUGGGAUGGACCUGGCUGCCUGCAUUGAGCUGAUUGAGAAGCCCAUGGGCAUCUUCUCCAUCCUGGAAGAGGAGUGCAUGUUCCCCAAGGCAACUGACACCUCUUUCAAGAACAAGCUCUAUGACCAGCAUCUGGGCAAGUCCGGCAACUUCCAGAAGCCCAAGCCUGCCAAAGGCAAGGCUGAGGCACACUUCUCCUUGGUGCACUAUGCUGGCACGGUGGACUACAACAUCUCCGGCUGGCUUGAGAAGAACAAGGACCCCCUGAACGAAACUGUCAUUGGGUUGUACCAGAAAUCAUCUGUGAAGACACUAGCCUUACUCUUUGCCUCUUACGGUGGAGAAGCAGAAGGUGGUGGUGGCAAGAAGGGUGGCAAGAAGAAGGGUUCUUCUUUCCAGACUGUCUCAGCUCUUUUCCGCGAAAAUUUAAACAAGCUGAUGACCAAUCUGCGCAGCACUCACCCACAUUUUGUGAGAUGCAUCAUCCCCAAUGAAACAAAAACACCUGGUGUCAUGGAGCAUGAACUGGUGCUGCACCAGCUUCGGUGCAAUGGCGUGCUGGAAGGGAUCAGAAUUUGCAGGAAAGGAUUCCCCAGCAGAGUCCUGUAUGCUGACUUUAAACAGAGAUACAAGGUGUUGAAUGCAAGUGCUGUCCCAGAGGGACAGUUCAUGGAUAGCAAGAAAGCUUCAGAGAAGCUCCUUGGAACCAUUGCCAUUGAUCACGCCCAAUAUAAAUUUGGUCAUACCAAGGUGUUCUUCAAAGCUGGACUGAUAGGUCUCCUGGAGGAGAUGAGGGAUGAGAAGCUGGCACAGCUCAUCACCUGCACACAAGCCAGGUGCAGGGGCUUCCUGAUGAGAGUGGAGUACCAGAGAAUGGUGGAGAGGAGGGAGUCCAUCUUCUACAUCCAGUACAAUAUUCGUGCAUUCAUGAAUGUCAAGCACUGGCCCUGGAUGAAGCUGUUCUUCAAGAUCAAGCCCUUGCUGAAGAGUGCAGAAUCGGAGAAGGAGAUGGCCAACAUGAAGGAGGAGUUUGAGAAAACCAAGGAAGAGCUUGCAAAGUCUGAGGCAAAGAGGAAGGAGCUGGAGGAGAAAAUGGUGACCCUGCUGCAGGAGAAGAAUGACCUGCAAAUCCAAGUACAGGCUGAAGAAGAUAGCUUGGCUGAUGCUGAGGAAAGAUGUGACCAGCUCAUCAAAACCAAAAUCCAGUUGGAAGCCAAAGUAAAGGAGGUGACUGAAAGAGCUGAAGAUGAGGAGGAAAUUAAUGCUGAGCUGACAGCCAAGAAGAGAAAACUGGAGGAUGAAUGUUCAGAGCUGAAGAAAGAUAUUGAUGACCUUGAAUUAACACUGGCCAAGGUGGAGAAGGAAAAACAUGCCACCGAAAACAAGGUGAAAAACCUCACAGAGGAGAUGGCAGCCCUGGACGAGACCAUCGCCAAGCUGACAAAAGAGAAGAAAGCUCUCCAAGAGGCCCAUCAGCAGACACUGGAUGACCUGCAGGCAGAAGAGGACAAAGUCAAUACGCUGACCAAAGCUAAAACCAAGCUGGAGCAGCAAGUGGACGACCUGGAAGUGUCCCUGGAGCAGGAGAAGAAACUGCGCAUGGACCUUGAGAGAGCUAAGAGGAAGCUCGAAGGAGACCUGAAGAUGGCCCACGACAGCAUAAUGGAUUUGGAAAACGAUAAGCAGCAGCUGGAUGAGAAACUGAAGAAGAAAGACUUUGAAAUCAGCCAGAUCCAGAGCAAAAUUGAGGAUGAGCAAGCCCUGGGCAUGCAAUUACAGAAGAAGAUCAAGGAGCUGCAGGCUCGUAUUGAGGAACUGGAGGAGGAAAUUGAGGCUGAGCGAACGUCUCGGGCAAAAGCAGAGAAGCAUCGGGCUGACCUCUCCAGGGAGCUAGAGGAGAUCAGCGAGCGCCUGGAAGAAGCAGGAGGAGCUACCGCAGCUCAGAUCGAGAUGAACAAGAAGCGUGAGGCAGAAUUUCAGAAGAUGCGUCGCGACCUCGAGGAGGCCACGCUGCAGCACGAAGCCACGGCUGCCGCCCUGCGGAAGAAGCACGCGGACAGCACAGCUGAGCUUGGGGAGCAGAUCGACAACCUGCAACGAGUGAAGCAGAAGCUGGAGAAGGAGAAGAGUGAGCUGAAGAUGGAGAUUGACGACUUGGCCAGUAACAUGGAGUCUGUCUCCAAAGCCAAGGCAAAUCUGGAGAAGAUGUGUCGCACACUGGAAGACCAGCUGAGUGAGAUUAAGACAAAGGAAGAAGAGCACCAGCGCAUGAUCAAUGACCUCAGUGCUCAAAGGGCUCGCCUGCAGACAGAAUCAGGUGAAUAUUCGCGCCAGGUGGAGGAGAAAGAUGCUCUGAUUUCUCAGCUGUCUAGAGGCAAGCAGGCUUUCACCCAACAGAUCGAGGAACUCAAGAGACAAUUAGAGGAAGAGAUAAAGGCCAAGAACGCCCUGGCCCACGCCUUGCAGUCUGCUCGCCACGACUGUGACUUGCUCCGGGAACAAUAUGAGGAGGAGCAGGAAGCCAAGGGGGAGCUGCAGCGUGCCCUGUCCAAGGCCAACAGCGAAGUGGCCCAGUGGAGAACCAAAUACGAGACGGAUGCUAUUCAGCGCACGGAGGAGCUGGAGGAGGCCAAGAAGAAGCUGGCACAGCGGCUGCAGGAUGCAGAGGAACACGUCGAAGCCAUCAAUGCCAAAUGUGCUUCCCUGGAAAAGACAAAGCAGAGGCUGCAGAACGAAGUGGAGGACCUGAUGAUUGACGUGGAGCGAGCGAAUGCUGCCUGCGCGGCUCUGGAUAAGAAGCAGAAGAACUUUGACAAGAUCCUGGCAGAGUGGAAGCAGAAGUAUGAGGAAACGCAGGCUGAGCUGGAAGCCUCCCAGAAGGAGUCUCGCGCUCUCAGCACGGAGCUGUUUAAGAUGAAGAAUGCCUAUGAGGAGUCCUUGGACCACCUGGAAACGCUGAAGCGUGAGAACAAGAACUUGCAGCAGGAGAUUUCCGACCUGACGGAGCAGAUUGCCGAGGGAGGAAAGGCGAUCCAUGAGCUGGAGAAAGUCAAGAAGCAGAUUGAGCAGGAGAAAUCUGAAAUCCAGGCUGCUCUGGAGGAAGCUGAGGCCUCCCUAGAACAUGAAGAAGGGAAGAUCCUGCGCCUCCAGCUUGAGCUCAACCAGGUGAAGUCUGAGAUUGACAGGAAGAUAGCAGAGAAGGAUGAGGAGAUUGACCAGAUGAAGAGAAACCACCUCAGAAUUGUGGAGUCCUUGCAGAGCAGCCUGGACGCUGAGAUCAGGAGCAGGAAUGAAGCCCUGCGGCUGAAGAAGAAGAUGGAGGGAGACCUGAAUGAAAUGGAGAUCCAGCUGAGCCAUGCCAACUGCGUGGCCGCAGAGGCACAAAAGAACCUGAGAAACACACAGGCAGUGCUCAAGGACACGCAGAUACACUUGGAUGAUGCUCUCAGGACCCAGGAGAACCUGAAGGAGCAGGUGGCCAUGGUGGAGCGCAGAGCAAACCUGUUGCAGGCUGAAGUUGAGGAGCUACGGGCAGCCCUGGAGCAGACGGAGCGGUCGAGGAAAGUGGCUGAGCAGGAGCUUCUGGAUGCCACUGAACGUGUGCAGCUCCUCCACACCCAGAACACCAGCUUGAUCAACACCAAGAAGAAGCUGGAAACAGACAUCGUGCAAAUUCAAGGUGAAAUGGAGGAUAUGAUCCAGGAAUCCCGCAAUGCUGAAGAGAAGGCCAAGAAGGCCAUCACUGAUGCAGCCAUGAUGGCAGAAGAGCUGAAGAAGGAGCAGGACACCAGCGCCCACCUGGAGAGGAUGAAGAAGAACCUGGACCAGACGGUGAAGGACCUGCAGCACCGUCUGGAUGAGGCUGAGCAGUUGGCACUGAAAGGAGGCAAGAAGCAAAUCCAGAAGCUGGAGGCCAGAGUGCGGGAGCUGGAAGGGGAGGUGGAUGCUGAGCAGAAGCGCAGCGCUGAAGCCGUGAAGGGUGUGCGCAAGUACGAGAGGAGGGUGAAGGAGCUGACCUACCAGUCUGAGGAAGACCGGAAGAAUAUUCUCAGGCUGCAGGAUCUGGUGGACAAGCUGCAGAUGAAGGUGAAAUCCUACAAGAGACAAGCUGAGGAGGCUGAGGAGCUGUCCAAUGUCAAUCUCAUCAAGUUCCGCAAGAUCCAUCAUGACCUGGAGGAAGCUGAGGAGCGGGCUGACAUUGCAGAGUCACAGGUCAACAAGCUCCGUGUGAAGAGCCGUGAGAUGUAUUGGAAAAAUGAAGGAGAAGAAUGA
Messenger RNA from Grus americana (Whooping crane), 4593 nucleotides. RefSeq names its product myosin heavy chain, skeletal muscle, adult-like. The transcript is spliced from 28 exons. Gene Ontology annotation, cellular component: myosin complex. NCBI's taxonomy places the organism in Eukaryota, Metazoa, Chordata, Aves, Gruiformes, Gruidae. The coding region runs from base 88 to 4593 and encodes 1501 amino acids. Gene Ontology annotation, molecular function: ATP binding; protein binding; cytoskeletal motor activity. The record is from RefSeq and is a predicted model, not a curated record.